AUGCCGAAUAACGAAGACAAAGAGCUCACAGUAGAGGACAGUUGGCGUGUCACAAUUACCUCUAUUAGCAACAUGCUGUCCGGAGGAUUAAGCAUUGCCCCAAAGCACCCUAGCUCCACAACCACCCAGAAUGGAGUAAGGACUAGUUCUCCUUCUGCUUUUGGGGGCAUAGAGCAGGCUUUGAGCAAUCUAUCCGUUGGAGAAAACACUCAGUCUCAUUCGGACCGCAUGAUUCAAUUCUACGAAUCGUAUUGGAAGUAUUGGAAGUAUUGGAGGACUUCCCAGGCGGAGGGUCAAGAAGAACGACAGCACUCUGGUUACCUCUGGGAUCUUAAGAAGGCCAUCCUAAUUGCAGAGAUCAUUCAUGAGCUCGUUCUGGAGACUUUUGAGGAAGUCUCGGUGGUGGAGAGGAUUGCUGCGGAGGACCUGAAGACAAGCUUGACAAAGUUAGAGGCAUUUGAGAAGACAGGUACCACUUUUGAGGGUAUUUGACACGAAGGAUAACAGACGAAGCAGUGGAAAGCAUGUUGCCAUAGCCGAUGGUGUAGUUUAGUGGGAUCUUCGACGUAUGGAUAUUGGAGCUGCCUUCCCUCUAUCAC
This is a messenger RNA of Hyaloscypha bicolor E, 599 nucleotides long. RefSeq lists its product as uncharacterized. Bases 1 to 492 code for a protein of 163 amino acids. The transcript is spliced from 2 exons. Lineage: Eukaryota; Fungi; Ascomycota; Leotiomycetes; Helotiales; Hyaloscyphaceae. The record is from RefSeq and is a predicted model, not a curated record.